AUGGGCGGUCCAUGUAUGCAGCAAAACAAGUCUGGAAACCUGUUGCCAUUUGGCUCUAGUGAUGCAGCCCCUCAAAGAAAGGUGGAUGUUUUAAGAAAGGCGGUUUUCAUGCGGGCGAAACUGAGAAGGAGAUUUAGCUGCUUGCAUCGAAUUCGGCCGGAGUUUGCAAGCAUCUUUGACGAAUCGGCGCAUCCUGAUGAGAUGCAACGGGCUUGCGAGGAGGUCCUCGCGCGCAGAGAGCACGUUUUGUGGACGGCAGGGUUGGAGCUGGUGGUGGCGGCAAUGUCUUUCCUCGGAUUUGACAUUCGCCGGAGCCCGCUGGUGCCUUGUGUCAGCUCAACCUUGCUUUUGCUGGCCGGUAUUGGAUAUCACGGCGCUUUGGUCCUCAGCCAGGCAGAGACAGUUGUCCACACAUUACUCUCCACUUCCAUAGCGGCGGCGAUUUGUGUCAACUUUGUCAUAGAGACCUUGGCAGGAACCUUUGAGAGCACUGCAAGCAUGCCACCUGUAUGGCUGUUGUUUGCGGCGCUGGUUUUGCCCUACUUCAUACUCAUGUGCCUGGCUGCAACCAGCGUGUUCUUGGGCCUCGCGAUGCACGACCUGCGGCAGAUGUCUGAGGAAAGCUCAAUCAGCAGCGAGGAGCUAGAGAUGCAGGCAGAAAGGGUGCAGGGCCAGGAUGUAUGUUGUGUUUGCGCCGCCGAACGCAAAGAUGCGGCGCUGGUGCCCUGUGGGCACAAGGCAAUGUGCACCGUUGCUCGCUUCAAGUUCAAUCUCGCAGCCUUGCGUGUCCGAUUUGCCGGGAAACCAUUUCUCAAGUUCGAGUAUAUGAGUGAAGCGCUUUCGCCCUAG
This is a messenger RNA of Durusdinium trenchii, 849 nucleotides long. Lineage: Eukaryota; Dinophyceae; Suessiales; Symbiodiniaceae. The record is from the annotation of a GenBank genome assembly.